Molecule: messenger RNA, 1110 nt
Organism: Hevea brasiliensis (rubber tree)
Lineage: Eukaryota; Viridiplantae; Streptophyta; Magnoliopsida; Malpighiales; Euphorbiaceae
Exons: 3
Coding region: 1-1110 (369 amino acids)
Molecular function (GO): protein dimerization activity
Source: RefSeq, a predicted model, not a curated record
AUGUCUAAAUAUCCUUUUGAUAAGAAUCAUCGUCGCUUUCAAGCUUCAUGGUUUAAGCUCUUUCCUGAAUUGUUGGAAUAUUCUCCAACUAAAGAUGCAGCUUUUUUUCUUCUCUGUUAUCUUUUUAAUAAGCCUUCUGGACGUCCCGGUUCUUGUGCAUUUAUAGUUAAGGGAUUCCAUACAUGGGAAAAAGUAAAUGAUAGGAAAAACUGUGCUUUCUUAUGUCAAGUGGGAAAAGAUCCUAACUCAUUACAUAAGGUUACAAUGAAAAAGUCUAGAGAUCUUAUGAACCAAAAUCAGCAUAUUGAGAGGGUGAUUGAAAAGAAAUCUUGUCAAAAAAUUGAAAAUAACCAUCUAAGGUUAAAAGUCUCAUGUGAUGCUAUUAAAUGGUUGACAUUCCAAGCUUGUGCUUUGAGAGGUCAUGAUGAAAGCUCCAAUUCAAAAAAUAGGGGCAACUUCAUUGAAUUGAUUAAACUUUUAAGCUCCUAUAAUGACAAGGUGGAAUCGGUGGUACAAGAUGCAAUUCGUGAUGAGAUUGGAGAUGGAAAAUUUUGCAUUAUUAUUGAUGAGGCUCGUGAUGAAUCAAGAAAAGAGCAAAUGGCCAUUGUGUUGAGAUUUGUUGAUAAAGAUGGCUAUGUACGAGAGCGUUUUUUUGAUCUAGUUCAUGUCCUUGAUACUACUGCUUUAACUUUGAAAAAGGAAAUUUCAGAUGUUCUUGCUCGGCACAAUUUGAGUAUAAAAAAUAUUCGAGGUCAAGGUUAUGAUGGAGCUAGUAAUAUGUGUGGGAAAUGGUUUGGACUACAAGCCUUAUUUUUGAGCGAAUGUCCAUAUGCCUAUUACAUACAUUGUUUCUCUCAUAGGCUCCAAUUAGCAUUGGUUAUGACACCUAGAGAGAAAUUAUCAACUAUCUCUGAAUUGUGCCAAUAUUUAGUGAAAUCAAGGAAGUCAACUAUUUAUCCUCUUAUUGAUAGGUUUGUUAGACUUGUUUUGACACUUCCAGUCUCAACUGCUACUACUGAGCGAGCUUUCUUAGCUAUGAGUCAUGUAAAGACUAAGCUUCGUAAUAAGAUGGGAGAUGAUUUUCUUGCAAAUUCCUUCAUUACACAUUGA